Loa loa (African eye worm) is the source of this 318-nucleotide messenger RNA. RefSeq lists its product as hypothetical. The record is from RefSeq and is a predicted model, not a curated record. NCBI's taxonomy places the organism in Eukaryota, Metazoa, Nematoda, Chromadorea, Rhabditida, Onchocercidae. The transcript has 2 exons. The coding region runs from base 1 to 318 and encodes 105 amino acids.
AUGUCCUGUUCCUUACACUCAUCCUAUCCCAUUCCAGCAUCCGAUAAUACCAGUCAUUGCUGUUGUCCCCAUUACGAAAAUUAUGACUGGUUUGGUGCGGGUGAUGCUGCUACUGCUACUACUACUACUACUACUACUACUACCUCUGAUGAUGAUGAUAAUGGUGGUGGUGGUGGUAAUGGUAGUGAUGAUGAUAGUGAUGGUGGUAUUGGUGGUACUACCUAUUACUACUACCACUAUUACUGCUAUAAAUGUUGUUAUGCUGUUUCUUGCUCAAGUAUUCCAGAUUUUAGGAAUGAGAAAAGAAAAUCGGCUUAG